AUGCCAAAACAUCUACUUAUCGAGAUCCCAACCACCGAGAAGGACAUCGAAGAAAGGCUGACAAUGGCUCUCGUUGACUACUCCGGGUCCGAAUCCGACUCAGAAAAGGAAGAAAAAGGCACAAUUCCAGAACCUCCCAAACCUAAGCCGACCUCCAACAAGCUUGCCUUCCAAAAGGUCGUCAACCGCUCGAACCCUCACAAGAUCAAAGUCAGCCUCCCGGAACCAGCAAAAGCGACGACAGAGGAUGGAGAUCUGGAAUCAGGACCCCCCGCAAAGCGAGCCAAGAUUAGCUCAGGGGGAAUGAGCGGAUUCAACUCCUUCCUUCCUGCGCCCAAGCGCACGGCAGCACCAAGUGAAACAUCUGGAAUCGGGGGUAUAAGGAGAGGUGGACUAGGUAGUGGUGUCAGUCUUAAGACAGGAGCUGCACCAGGUUUCAGCAGAGAACCUGCACCAAGCGUGGAGGAAGGCUCAGACUGGAAUGGAGGUACCGAAGGCCGAUCAGAGGAAGAGAGCCAAGGGCAUAGCAGGCAUGCGGAAACGAUCAUAUCACCGGCAGUAAAUCUACCUGAUAUACCGAUUCCAGGAAAUGGUGUGGAACUGAAGAAGAAGUCCACGAUGUUCAAGCCGUUAUCCGUUGCCAACAAGAAGCCUCAGAGGAAGAAAGCUCUGCCUGUGGCUAGCCGAGGUGCAGCGGGGUCUACAGAGGGAGGAACGACAAAGCAAGUAAAAGCAACCCCCAAAGUGUCAUUGUUCUCAGCUGGAGACGAGGUACAUGAAUCCUCGAGUAAUGGGUUGGCAACCAAAGGAACAUAUCAGCCCAUGGUAUACCACGCGGACAGCCCAACAAUCACGCCCGCUACAAAUCCGUACACUGAAGAACCCACCAUUGCACAAAACUACACUGCCGCCGAAACCACAUACUUACCCGACCAAACCACGCGACCGCAACCCCAAUCCCUCUCUGCAAUAGCCACCGACCUGAACCUCUCGGCCUCCGCCAAACGCCAACUCCUCGGCCGGCACCACAAUACCAACAAAACCCAUCCCUCCCAGCCCUCCAACAUACCCAACAUUGUGAACUUCAACACCGACGAAGAAUACGCGGCCAACGAAUUGCUCCGGCAAGCAGGCGAGACUGUCCAACACAACCCCGUGCGAGGCAUCGCUCCGGGCAAACAUAGUUUGAAGCAGUUGGUGAAUGCGGCUAGCAACCAGAAGGAUGCGCUGGAGGAGCAGUUUGCGAGUGGGAGGAGGAAUAAGAAGGAGGCGGGGAGCAAAUAUGGUUGGUGA
Messenger RNA from Letharia lupina, 1293 nucleotides. RefSeq lists its product as uncharacterized. The transcript has a single exon. NCBI's taxonomy places the organism in Eukaryota, Fungi, Ascomycota, Lecanoromycetes, Lecanorales, Parmeliaceae. Gene Ontology annotation, cellular component: nucleus. The record is from RefSeq and is a predicted model, not a curated record. The coding region runs from base 1 to 1293 and encodes 430 amino acids.